CCCCCCUCCCCUCCAGGAUUCCCAGGUGUGUGACUAACUAACUGACCAAGUCGCUCACGCUGGGCGUUUCUAAGCUCUGCUGCGAUACAAAACCAAGGUGACGGAGUCGCUCCGGAUCAAAGACCCCGUCACCGGAACAUCAGGACCACACUAACACGCAUCUGCAGGACAGUCAACAUGAGCAGGUGUCUGAUCAGCCAGGAGGAGGUGCAGAGCUUCAUCGAGCGCUGCAUGACGGGCGUGGGCACCAAGCCGCACCACGCGCGCAGCCUGGCCGAGGUGCUGGUGGAGGGGGACCACCGGGGCCACUACAGCCACGGCCUCAACAGGAUGGACAUGUACGUGAAGGACAUCCAGACGGGAAUCUGUGAGAAGCACGGCGAGCCGGCGGUGGAGAAGGAGAGCGCCGCCACGGCUCUGGUGGAUGGGAGGAACCUCCUGGGUCCCGUGGUGGGGAACUUCUGCAUGGAGCUGGCUGUGAAGAAGGCCCGAGACGUGGGCGUCGGCUGGGUGGUGGCGCACGGGUCCAACCAUUACGGUAUUGCUGGAUAUUACGCAAUGCAAGCUCUGAAGGAAAACAUGAUUGGCAUGUCGUUUACCAACACUUCCCCGCUGGUUGUUCCCACACGCGGUAAAGAGUGCACUCUGGGCACCAACCCCAUCAGCGUGGCCGCUCCCGCCGCAGACGGAGACAGCCUCGUUCUGGACAUGGCCACGUCGGCCGUAGCCAUCGGAAAGGUGGAGCUGUACGAGCGGCGCGGGGACCCCAUCCCCGAGGGCUGGGGCUGCGAUGCUCGGGGGCAGCUGACCACGGAGCCCGGGCGCGUGCUGGGCGGCGGCGGCCUCGUCCCCCUGGGCGGCAGCGAGGCCACGGGAGGCUACAAAGGCUUCGGGCUGGGGAUGAUGGUGGAGGUGUUCUGUGGCAUCUUGGCCGGGGCCCAGUACAGUAAAAACAUCCGCACAUGGAAGGAAACCAGCCGCGUCGCCGACCUGGGUCAGUGUUUUGUGGCAAUUAACCCAGAGAACUUUGCCCCCGGGUUCAGCGAGAGACUGUCCGACCUGCUGCGCAUCCAGAGGGGCCUGAAUCCCGCUAAUCCGGACAUUCCGGUCCUGGUGGCUGGAGAUCCAGAGAGGAUGCACAUGAAGAUGUGUGAGGAGAUGGGUGGGAUCCCGUAUCACAUGAAUGUGGUUAACUACAUGAACCAAUGUGCCCAGAAGGUUGGCGUGAGCACCCUGCUGCCUUGUGACAGGCUCAUCUCCAAUUAAAUCUGAACUGGAUAAAAAUGUGGAGUUCAACGGUUUACACACAUACAAUAAUGUAGGAAUUUUAAGUUUGUCAGCCUGUUUUUAUGACAUUUAUGGAAAAUAAUGGUUUAAUAUGAACUUCUUGACUGUACGACUUGCAUACAUCCUCUGCCUGAGGUUUUAGUUUACACUGUUUGAAGUCGAAGUCUGUGAAAUUGGUUGAUAUGAGCUUCACUGAUUCCCUGUUAAUGCAGAAUUCAUCAUUAUACAAUAGCUGCUUUGCAAAUAGUUUUUAAAUAAAGAUUUUAUCUGAAUGCAACCAUUUUGCGACUUUAAAAAAACAUUUUAAUCUAAUGCACUUUAUUUAAUAAAGCAAUAUACAUUAAAA
Betta splendens (Siamese fighting fish) is the source of this 1633-nucleotide messenger RNA. RefSeq lists its product as uncharacterized. Gene Ontology annotation, molecular function: oxidoreductase activity. The record is from RefSeq and is a predicted model, not a curated record. The transcript is spliced from 11 exons. Bases 178 to 1266 code for a protein of 362 amino acids. Lineage: Eukaryota; Metazoa; Chordata; Actinopteri; Anabantiformes; Osphronemidae.